GCAAAAUGCAUUUCAAAAUCAUCCGCAGCGAACAAAGUGCCAGUCAAAGAAUGGUGCCUCUAAUGUUGCUGGUGUUGGCUGCAGCAGCCGGAUGCACUGCCUCCGCCGACAAGACGCUGCCGAAACGCAGCCUUGGCGAUGCCUCCGUUCCGUGGGCCACGACAAGCAGUGCACAACUUGGCAACGCUUGGAAUACAGCCGGCAACUGGGCCGGCCUCGGGGGCAGCAGCGGCGGCUGGAACGGUGGACACAGUUCGCUCAAGGCUGCGCCGUCUCCGAACGAGGUGGCAAACGCCAUAUCGGCGGCCAAGCAGGCAUCGGCCAAUGUGCUGAUCGCCCAGCAGCAGAUGCAGGCGGCAAAGGAGAACGUGCUGAACCAGCAACGCAUCGCCAUGGAAAAGGAGACACAUGCCGCGAUACUCACGCAGAAGUCGGAGGCAGCUGCGGCCAUACAACGCUCGGAGGCGGCUUCGGCAGCCUCGGCCGUGGUUCUGGCCCAACAGCGCCUGGCCGCAUCCAAGGCAGCGGUGGCCUAUCAGCAGCGCAUCGCCGCCGCUCGCGAGGCUGAGGCGGCUUCGGCCCUGCAGCGGUCGGCCCACGCGGCCGCCGCCGAGAUCCAAAAGACGGAGUACGAGGCGGCCAAGUUUGGCCAAUUCACGCGCAAUGGCAACGCAGGUGCCGCUCACCACCUGACGAUCAUUAAAGAUACAGCUUUCUCUCCGAUUACGGCUGGCACCAAUCACGUUACCAACCUGGAGUCCCUUGGCCUGGGGCCCUGGUUGAGUGCCAAUUCUGUUGGUAAGCCACCUGCUGGAUCUGGUUGGUUGUAA
Drosophila montana is the source of this 830-nucleotide messenger RNA. RefSeq lists its product as uncharacterized. Lineage: Eukaryota; Metazoa; Arthropoda; Insecta; Diptera; Drosophilidae. The record is from RefSeq and is a predicted model, not a curated record. Bases 6 to 830 code for a protein of 274 amino acids. The transcript has a single exon.